GUGUGCAACUCAUGCUUCAUAUACAUUAUAAAUAGAUCAUUUUAAAGCACGUUUUUUUGCUUUACAAUACAUUUUAUUAUAAAGAAUCUGAGUGUGCUUCACAUCAAUGCAAACCUCCACCAGGGCCUAUCAGUUUCCCACAGUGUCAUUCACUCCCUAUCUUGCAAAGUGAAGUAAUACUAAAAUUUCGUAAUUAUUUUCUAAUUGGUCAUUUCCUUUUUGAGUGGACUAAACAAACUCCUUCGUGGAGGUAUUGCUCAAGAUGGAUUGAUUUCUGCUUUCUUUGUUUUAUAAUAAUUUCCGGCUGGCUGAUCAAAGGCAGGCAUGGUAGAUACAGUAUAAGACAUCAAAGGCAGCAGACACAGCAUUCUCAACUUUAUUUUUAAAUCAAUAAAAUGUCAACACAUUGUGAAAGUUCAAGUUAGUAAAUUUCACUAUCACUGAGGUACGACAACAAACCUCAUCAUACAUUUGGAAUAAUAUUACAAAAACUGCAGUGCAGCAAACUAGAGCUGAAACGAUUAAUCGGUGAAUCGAUUAUUAAUCGAUUACUAAAUGAAUCGACAACUAUUUUGAUAAUCGAUAAAUCGGUUUGAAGCUUUUUUUAUGAUUAAAACCAGAUUUCCGAUUGUUUAAACUUCUUAAAUGUGAGGAUUUUCUUCAUUUCUUUGCUCUAGAUAACAAAGAAAUCAUUAAAAGUCAAUGGUUUUGGUUUGUGGACAAAACAAGACAUUUGAGAACUUCAUCAUUUCCAGGUGUAAUGCGCGGUCGUCUGAGCUGGGUGCUAUGGGAUGUGAAGGAUACCCUGCUGAAGGUGCGUGUGUCUGUGGGAGAGCAGUACUGCAGGGAGGCUGAGCGCAUGGGCCUGAGCCUCACUCCCGCGGAGGUGGACGCUGCUUUCCACCAAGCGUAUCGGUGCUAUUCCAGCAAAUACCCAAACUACGGCAUCACACAGGGUCUGGAUGGACAGUCUUGGUGGAUGGGGGUGAUCCGGAACACUUUCUCCCAGUGCAGAGUGGAUGACCAAGUCUUAUUAAAUGCCAUGGCUCACAACCUGUAUCAUAAUUUCUGCAAUGCAGACACCUGGGAGGUGUUUCCAGACUCGAAGAAGGCCCUGGAGAGUUGCUCUUCUCUAGGACUGAAGCUGGGUGUGGUGUCCAACUUUGAUAGCCGUUUGGAGAGAAUCUUACAUGCGUGUGACCUGCUGUCUCACUUCUCCUUCUUGGUCACGUCAGAGGACGCAGGUGUAGCAAAGCCCGAUCCGAUCAUCUUCGACAAGGCGCUGCAGAAAUGUGGCGUCCCGGCCGCUAGCGUGGCUCACGUCGGAGACCACCAUGUGAACGAUUACCUGACCUCUCGGUCUGUGGGCAUCAACGGGGUCCUUUUAGACAGACAGAACAAUCAGAACCAAGUCGAUGUUGAGCGAGAGCAUCGGCUCAGCUCGCUGGAGGAGCUGCCAUCAUGGCUCCAGCAGCGCAUGAAAUAAUGCCAUGUGAAAAAGCAAUUAAUUGAACACAUGAAAUGCUCUUUACAGAAUUCUGAAUAAUAUAUAAAUUAUGUAUUUUUUGUAAAUAAAUUGGGAGCAAUAAUUAUCAAGUAA
Solea solea (common sole) is the source of this 1600-nucleotide messenger RNA. It is a transcript of the gene hdhd3, whose product is annotated as haloacid dehalogenase-like hydrolase domain containing 3. The record is from RefSeq and is a predicted model, not a curated record. Bases 761 to 1486 code for a protein of 241 amino acids. The transcript has 3 exons. NCBI's taxonomy places the organism in Eukaryota, Metazoa, Chordata, Actinopteri, Pleuronectiformes, Soleidae.